Molecule: messenger RNA, 832 nt
Organism: Sphaeramia orbicularis (orbiculate cardinalfish)
Lineage: Eukaryota; Metazoa; Chordata; Actinopteri; Kurtiformes; Apogonidae
Gene: rpl10
Product: ribosomal protein L10
Exons: 6
Coding region: 125-772 (215 amino acids)
Biological process (GO): translation
Cellular component (GO): ribosome
Molecular function (GO): structural constituent of ribosome
Source: RefSeq, a predicted model, not a curated record
CGUGGUGGGAGCGGGUUUUCGUCAGCUCUCUGUAAACGACACCAUUUAAAGUUAUUUUACAGACAUAUUAGCCCCAAUUUAAUCGAAUAACCCACUUUUAUUUGUUAUCUCACAGAUCGCAACCAUGGGCCGCCGACCAGCCCGCUGCUACAGAUACUGCAAGAACAAGCCCUACCCGAAGUCCCGCUUCUGUAGGGGUGUACCUGAUCCUAAAAUCAGGAUCUUUGACUUGGGCAGGAAGAAGGCUAAGGUAGAUGAGUUCCCCCUGUGCGGUCACAUGGUCUCUGAUGAGUAUGAGCAGCUGUCUUCUGAAGCUCUGGAGGCUGCCCGUAUCUGUGCUAAUAAGUACAUGGUGAAGACCUGCGGAAAGGAUGGAUUCCACAUCCGCAUGCGUCUGCAUCCCUUCCAUGUCAUCCGUAUCAACAAAAUGUUAUCCUGUGCUGGAGCUGAUAGGCUCCAGACUGGAAUGCGAGGUGCUUUUGGCAAACCUCAGGGCACUGUGGCCCGUGUGCACAUUGGGCAGGUGAUCAUGUCUGUGCGUACCAAGGCCCAGAACAAGGAGCAUGUGGUGGAGGCUCUGCGCAGAGCCAAGUUCAAGUUCCCUGGACGCCAGAAGAUCCACAUCUCAAAGAAGUACGGCUUCACCAAGUUCAACGCCUGUGACUUUGAUGACAUGAUGGCAGAGAAGCGUCUGGUUCCAGAUGGCUGUGGGGUGAAAUACAUGCCCAAUAGAGGUCCUCUGUCCACAUGGAAGGCCCUUCACGCCAACUAGAGCUUGUGUGGUUUGUGACCACAAGACAACCAAUAAAAGUGGAUUUGACUAUAAAAUAGU